GUGUUUCCAAAAUGGCGGCAGCGAUGGAUGUGGAUACCCCGAGCGGCACCAACAGCGGCGCGGGCAAGAAGCGCUUUGAAGUGAAAAAGUGGAAUGCAGUAGCCCUCUGGGCCUGGGAUAUUGUGGUUGAUAACUGUGCCAUCUGCAGGAACCACAUUAUGGAUCUUUGCAUAGAGUGUCAAGCUAACCAGGCGUCUGCUACUUCGGAAGAGUGUACCGUCGCGUGGGGAGUCUGUAACCAUGCUUUUCAUUUCCACUGCAUCUCUCGCUGGCUCAAAACACGGCAGGUGUGUCCGUUGGACAACAGAGAGUGGGAAUUCCAAAAGUAG
This is a messenger RNA of Orycteropus afer afer, 329 nucleotides long. RefSeq names its product ring-box 1 (gene RBX1). Gene Ontology annotation, biological process: ubiquitin-dependent protein catabolic process; protein ubiquitination. Gene Ontology annotation, molecular function: cullin family protein binding; zinc ion binding; ubiquitin protein ligase activity. The record is from RefSeq and is a predicted model, not a curated record. NCBI's taxonomy places the organism in Eukaryota, Metazoa, Chordata, Mammalia, Tubulidentata, Orycteropodidae. Gene Ontology annotation, cellular component: cullin-RING ubiquitin ligase complex; nucleus.